GGGGACACGUGCGGAGCGAUGGCGCGGGAGGGCGCGGGGCUCUUCGCCGCGUUCCGGGUGCUCGGCCGCUUCAGCGGGCACGUCCCGCACGUCCUGCGCUACCACGGCCGCCACCGCGAGUUCUACGUGGCCGUGGCCGUCGGGCGCAGCGUGCACACCUACAAUGUGAAGAAGCUUGGUAUUGUUGCUGUGAGUAACACUUUGCCACAGGACAUCACAUGUUUGGCAGCAGAUCGCAUGCUGAUAUUUGCUUCAUAUGACAAUAUUCUCCAUGCUUUUGCCAGGAACAAAGAGGUGGUUCAUACCUAUGAAGGCCACAAGGCAAAGAUACACCUUCUACAACCUUUUGGUGAUCAUGUCAUCUCUGUGGAUGUUGAUAAUGUUCUUAUUGUUUGGAAUAUACAGUCAGAAGAAGAAUAUCUUCAGAUAGAUUUUGAUAAAGCCACUUUUGCAGUUUCUGCACUUCUGCACCCCAGCACCUAUCUGAAUAAAAUUCUCCUUGGGAGUGAACAAGGAACCUUGCAGCUAUGGAAUAUAAGAUCCAACAAACUCUUGUACUCGUUUCCAGGAUGGGGCUUAGCAGUCACAACUCUUGAACAAGCUCCAGCAGUGGAUGUUGUUGCUGUCGGCCUUGUAUCUGGUCAUAUAAUUGUACAUAAUAUUAAGUUUGAUGAAACUCUGAUGAAAUUUCAACAGGACUGGGGUCCCAUCACAGCAAUAUCUUUUCGUACAGAUGGACACCCUGUAAUGGCAGCUGGAAGCCCAGUUGGACACAUUGCUUUGUGGGAUCUAGAAGAGAAGAGGCUGAUGUGUCAGAUGCAAGAUGCCCAUCCCACAGCAAUAGCUGGCAUGACAUUUGUCCCUGGAGAGCCGCUUCUUAUUACUAAUGGUGCUGAUAAUGCUCUACGGGUUUGGAUUUUUGAUGGGCCUGGUGGUACAGGUCGUGUACUGAGAAGCCGAAUGGGACAUAGUGCACCACCAACAAAAAUCAGAUAUCACGGGCAAAACGGAGAGCAGAUUCUUAGUGCAGGUCAAGAUGGAACAUUGCAAUCUUUUUCAACUGUGCAUGAAAAGUUCAAUAAAAGUUUAGGACGUGGUUCAAUUAAUAAAAAGAAAUCAAAAAAGAAAGGCCUUAAGCUGGAUACGAUGGCACUUCCACCAAUUACAGCCUUUGCUUCAGAGGUGGCACAUCAGAGUGACUGGGAUGGUAUUGUUGCCUGCCAUCAGGGGUAUAUAACCUGUACAACCUGGAACUAUCAGAAAACCUCCAUGGGAGCUCACAAACUGAGGCCAGAAGAAUUUAGCAAACACAAACCUAUUGACAUAUAUGCAACAGCAGUUGACAUUACAUCGUGUGGUAAUUUUGCUGUAAUUGGGAUGUCAACUGGACAGGUAGAUGUGUAUAACAUGCAGUCUGGCAUUCACAGAGGGCAUUAUGGCAAAGAAACAGCACAUGAAGGGGCCAUUAGAGGGGUAGCUGUGGAUGGAUUGAACCAGCUGGUAAUCACAGCUGGUAGUGAAGGAUUAAUUAAAUUUUGGAAAUUCAAAAUGAAAGAUCUGGUUUAUUCCACUGAACUUUCUUCUUCUCCAAGUGGAAUUCUGCUGCACAGAGACAGUGGUAUUCUGGGAAUUGCCUUUGAUGACUUCACUAUUAGUGUUUUGGAUAUAGAAACCAGGAAGAUUGUCAGGACAUUCUCAGGACACCAUGGACGGAUUAAUGACAUGACUUUCAGUCCUGAUGGUCGUUGGCUGAUAACUUCAUCAAUGGACUGUUCCAUUAAGACUUGGGACCUUCCCUCUGGAUGUCUCAUAGAUUGUUUUUUGGUAGACUCUGCAGCUGUGAGCCUUACUAUGUCCCCUACAGGAGAUUUUCUGGCUUCAGCACAUGUGGAUGAUCUUGGAAUUUAUUUGUGGUCAAACCGUUCUCUGUAUUCACUUGUGUCAUUACGGCCCCUUCCUGCAGAUUAUGAACCAUCUUUGGUGACACUCCCCAGCACCUGCCCCAUGCAAGAUGUGGAUGUGUCAGGAGAUGAAGAGCCAUGUGAUGAAAUGAUAGAAUAUGUCUCGCCUGAGCAACUGGGAGAGCAGCUGGUGACCCUUUCCUUGUUACCAGAAUCAAGGUGGAAAAAUCUCCUCAGCCUUGAUAUUAUCAAGAAAAAAAAUAAACCGAGAGAGCCACCAAAAGUUCCAAAAUCAGCACCUUUCUUCAUCCCAACACUUCCUGGUCUUAUACCCCGAUACAUUCCACCAGAGGAGGAAAAUGAUACACAGUCAAAGGUGGUAAACCUUGGGAUGCUGGCGCAGAAAUCUGAUUUCUGCAUUCAUCUUGAAGAAGCCCUGAGCACCAAUGAAUAUAAAGCUCCCCUUGACUUACUGAAAAGCUUGGGACCAUCUAACAUUGAGGUGGAGCUGCGGGGUUUGGCCCCUGAAGGUGGGGGCUCUAUGGAGGUGAUGCUGAGCUUUCUGAGAAUGAUUGGGGUGAUGCUGAACAAGAAGCACAACUUCGAACUCGCUCAGGCGUACCUGGCACUAUUUUUAAAGUUACAUCUUAAGAUUCUCUCAUCGGAGCCAAAACUCUUGGAAGAAAUAUCCAAAUUGUCAAUGCAACUUGAGGAAACUUGGGUUCACUUACAGGGUCUCUUCAAUCAGAGUCUGUGUGUUUUAACAUACAUGAAAAGUGCUUUGCUGUAAAAUACUUCAGGGUUUUGUCUGCAUAAGAUUUCCCUCAGAGGAAUAGUACAAUUUAUACUGAAAAAUACUGGAUUCCAAAAAUCAUGCUGGGUCUUGGAAUUGUAGAAUCAUUAAGGCUGGAAAAGACCUCCAAGACCAUCAGAUCCAUCGUUCUGCUGGAUACCACCCUGUUCACUAAGCCAUAUCACUAAGUGCCAGACUGCUCAUUUUUUGAACACUUCCAGGAUGGUGAUCCCACCAUCCUGUUCCAGUGCUUCUUCUGGUGCUGUAUUUUAUACACCUACAUAUGGCAGAGUAUUUUAGAACGUGCACAACUGCCUAUUUUUGUUCACUUCAGUUGGAGAAAAAAUUGCUAUGUGCAGCUAAAAUGUUUGUUGUGUUGGUCUGUGCUGAGAGACAUUUGGAUUCAAGGCCCUGAGCAGCCUGGCCUUGUGGAAGGUGCCCCUGCUCAUGGCAGGGGGUUGAAAGUAGUUAAUCUUUAAAGUUUCUUCCAACCCAAGCCAUUCAAUGAUUCUCUGAUUCUAUGGCUACAUAAAACGUAGUUUACCAUGAAGAAAUGAUUUGCGGGAAAAAAAAGAAAUGGGAAUGUAACUUCUGUGCAAGAGACCAAAAACUAUAUUUUUCUUAAUAAAGUCACUGUUGAUGCAAAAAUAAAACAAAAAGUCUGAAUUGUUAACACUUUAUAAACAAUAAUUUAAAGCAAAUUAAUCUAAAAAUUGUGUUUCUCUGCAAUUAGAGCACUUUUGUUAGAGUGGUUGUAAAAAUAAGUUGCCUUCUCACUUUUGCAGACAUUUAUUUCUGAAGGCAAAGAUUUCCAGCUAUACUAGCAAUAAUAGAACUUAAAAAAAACCCUAAAAACCCAAGCACCUAACUAAACAAACAAAACCAGAUUUUUGGGAGGUCCAGUUUCAUAUGAAAAUAAUUUCUUAAGGAAAAGGAGAAAAGGUUACUAGAAAAAAAAUUGUUUUGAGAUAUUUUUAAUUAAAUCAGAUGGGUUUUUUUACAAAUUGAUAUUUAGGUUUCAAACCAUAAUGUUUGGGCAUUGUUUGGGACCUCAUGAGUGAAACUAUCUUGAACUUGGCUGCUUGAGAGUACUUCCUCCCAGCAGAAGAAUCUCCUGAGCAAGGCCUUUGCUGUAUUUCACAUGCUCAAUCUAUGUACACAGACCAACAGAGUAACUAAUACACAUAUAUGCAAUUUCAAUGAGUAAACUUGAAAGGUGGUUCGUUGCAUUUGAUAAAAGACUGAAGCAAUAGUGUGGGCCAGUUGUAGUGUAUAGCUGUUUGGUUUUUUUUAAUGCCAUCACGUUAAACCCCUUUUAGUCAUGUGUACUGGAACAAAUUAUCUGCAGACAUAAAAUCAUACAACAAUAGAAGGGCUUGGCUUGAAAGGGACCUUAAAGGUCAUCCGCUUGCAGCCCCCUGCCAUGGGCAGGAACACCUUUCACUAGACCAGGUUGCUCAGGGCCCCUUCCAGCCUGACUGGACACUUUUA
This is a messenger RNA of Melozone crissalis (California towhee), 4185 nucleotides long. RefSeq names its product WD repeat domain 36 (gene WDR36). The transcript is spliced from 23 exons. NCBI's taxonomy places the organism in Eukaryota, Metazoa, Chordata, Aves, Passeriformes, Passerellidae. Gene Ontology annotation, cellular component: Pwp2p-containing subcomplex of 90S preribosome; small-subunit processome. Gene Ontology annotation, molecular function: protein binding. The record is from RefSeq and is a predicted model, not a curated record. The coding region runs from base 19 to 2691 and encodes 890 amino acids. Gene Ontology annotation, biological process: rRNA processing.